Molecule: messenger RNA, 2501 nt
Organism: Gigantopelta aegis
Lineage: Eukaryota; Metazoa; Mollusca; Gastropoda; Neomphalida; Peltospiridae
Product: MRN complex-interacting protein-like
Exons: 5
Coding region: 226-1572 (448 amino acids)
Biological process (GO): mitotic G2 DNA damage checkpoint signaling
Cellular component (GO): nucleus
Molecular function (GO): chromatin binding
Source: RefSeq, a predicted model, not a curated record
AUUUACGAACUUUGUGAAAUACGCACAUGAUACAAACUGCGAAAUCAAAUUCUGUCUUCUGUAUAUGUAAAACGUAAGGAACUUCAAAAUAAUGUGUGCGACAUUCAUUUAUAUUUGACCAUAUCUACAAGUGAUCAUGCGUUAGUUUCGGAUCACCUGUCAAUGUUGCACGAGCAGACGACAUUUUACUAAAAUUUUAAUUCACCAAGUUAACAUAAAUGAAAGAUGCCGCAAGUAUUUCAAGUGCUGCAGUGUUACAGCUGCCAGAUGUUUCAAGUACAACAAGCAAAGAAAUCUAACAAGUGGACUUGUAAGAUGUGUGGAGAAAAACAGUCCAUUAAGAAGGUGUUUGGUGAAGGGAGUGGCGCAGAAUGUAGACAACAUGUUCAAGAGAUGAAUCGCCUGUAUGGAGAACAACAAUCACAACAGCUGCACCAGUGUGUCGCACCAGAGACAUCGUCAACAGGGUUCGAUAGUCAACCACGUUCCACAGUCCAGCAACAACAGAUAGGAAACGCCAGUCGGUGGUCUAGCUACAUUGACGAACCUGCUUCAGGACUGACUGAUGAAGAAGACUGUGAUGACUACUUCACAGUGGACAAACAUGACACCAAACAGAGAAACAAAAGACAUGAACUGAAACUAAACACUGUUCGCACUGGUCUUUGUUCAAGCUACAGGAAAAGAUCACAACCUGAUGAUAGCCAGAAUAUGCCGUCCAGUACUGAUGGGCGGCAGACUUACAAGAGGUUACCGGUGUUUGGUCACGGUAAUUACCAUACUGAGUACUCAGGCUGUUUAAAUCUCAGCGACCAGCGAAUGCAAAACACAGAAAGACUGAACCGAAAAAGGACUCGAGUAGACUUGAACCAUACAGAGAGUUCCUGUUUCAAUGAUGAUAACAUUGGUUUACAAUCAGGAAUAUUACUUGUGGAUUCAAUGAAAACAGGAUCCAAAGACAGGUUGCUGGCAGAGUAUGAAGAAUGCCCUGACAUGGGCAUCUUGCUUGAAAACGAAGACAAGCCAGACACGAUAUCUCUUAACAUUAAUAGAACAUCUGUAAAAAUAAGGCAAAAAAAUAAUUUUUCUGAUACCCCAAAAGUUGUCUCUUCCAGCAAAUGGUCUGUGUUUAUUGACACUGUUGACAGUAACCAGUCAGAUUCCAGUGACGACAGUCAACAUUCAUCCUUUCCAGAGAUGUUACAAUUGAGGGCGAAAACAAGCAGCUUCAAAGAAAACGGAGAGAAACCAUUUAGAGAAGACAGCAUGGUUUCAUCAGAAGAUUUGGACAUUCCUAAUAAUGAAGGGAAAACAAUUGAAGAAUCCUCAAAACAAAUUGAAGAUUCUAAGAAGUAUUUUACAAAAUACAAAGUAAGGAUGGAUUCUGUAUCUGAUACUUUCGGCAUUUUCUUAUCGGAUGAGAACAAAGUGAACAAAAAGUCUUCUCCAGGUAAUAAAUUGAUGGAAUUGUGUGAUAAAAUAGACGAUGCUACUCAGUGCGAUAAUGAUGUUGUCGGUAACAUGUUUAACAUAGGAGAUCUUAGCGAAGAAGAUUUUGAACUGAAUAUGUGAUCAAACGACAUAGUAAUUACUUUAUAUGAUACACUUGGGAGAUAACCAUAUGGAGUUUUUAGAUUUGCGGGUGUUAUUGUCUAUUUGAUUCUGCAAAUGUCAUUUUUGACCGAAGGUGUUAACCUGAGGUGAAAAAUGAAACAUUUUUGGGCAUCAAAUAGACAAUAACACCGGCAAAUCUAAAAACUCAAUAUGGUUAUGUCUAUUGUAAACUGAAUUGUUUUUCUAUGGAACUAACUGUGUAUUUAGUAUUUCUGGUUACAAUCUAACUGUAAACCCUUGAAUCGUCAACUUCGGCUGUUCCAAUUACUAAUGACAUCAUUAGCUUUCCAGGUGUUAUUUUCAUUUGAGCCUGGAAUUUUUUUUUAAUUAUCCAAUCACAAUACAGAACACACUUGCCAUCAGUUUACAAUGGGUUUUAUUGUGUGGUUGUUGUGUUUUGGGGGAUUGUAAAAAAAAGUUAAAUGAUUUACCUAAAUAUAACCAGUUUAGUAGUAGUAACUGUUAUAGUUGAGAAGUCUAGCUUCAUUAUCAAUUAAAAGUCUUACCUAUAACAUAGUGGUGUUCCAGUGAUAGAUUAUAAUAGAAAGAAUUGGUUGGUGGGGCUCUACUGGUGUGCUGAUUGAUUAUAAAACACCAUAAUCGAUUUUCGUGGAAAAUGUCAACUGUUAAUGUUGAUUGUUUCUCUAAUUACCGGUAACAUGAUGGAAUUAAUGUAAAUAUGUUUUCAUGUGUACACAAAGAAAAAAGGUAUUAAAUAGUUAUUAAAAGUAAAAUUAGCCAUUCCUGGUGAACAUGAUAAUACAUGUACUGUGCAUGAUCCUUAUAAUUCAAAGCCUUACUGAUUGAAAACAUAUUUUAUUGCAUAAACAACAAAAGGAUUGGGCAGAAGUUUGCAAACUUACUAGGCCCUCUUCUAUAUACAUACA